GCGCGCGGUUCGUUCUGUGAGCUCUAACUUGACUCCUUGAAUGGCUCUUCGCGUGUAGACGGAAUGUUCUUUCUUUUAUCACAGAUAGUGUGUAGUUAUUACGUCUAUAAAGUAUUUAACUGGGACUUGGAUACGUGAUGGAUAAUGAGGGCAAUAUCUUUUCAGAACCAAGGACAGCUCUCAACAGCCAACAUGAUUUCAACGCUGACGAAGGAUCGCUUGCAGGCACUCAUGACUAGUUUGACAUCUGAGGUGAUGGACGUGCGCUUUCUCAACAAGAUGCACGACACCACUACAACUUCGCCGACGCCAAGUUUCACGGAUAACGAGACCAGAUGCGGAGAGCCCAUUCUGAGUUACGGACAUGUUGAGAAAGUGCUCAUCGGAGGGGUUUUGACCUUGCUUACUUUUUUAACGGUUUGCGGGAAUUUGUUGGUGGUCAUCUCGGUGUGUUUUGUGAAGAAACUGAAACAGCCUUCUAAUUACUUAAUCGUUUCCCUGGCCGUCGCAGACCUGUCGGUUGCGUUGGUCGUAAUGCCGUUCGUCAGCAUCACUGAUCUCAUAGGAGGACAGUGGAUCUUUGGUCGUGUUUUUUGUAAUGUUUUUAUCGCAAUGGACGUGAUGUGCUGCACCGCUUCAAUAAUGACCCUAUGUGUUAUUAGCAUAGACAGGUACCUGGGCAUCACUAAGCCUUUGACGUAUCCCGUGAGACAGAGUGGAAAGUGCAUGGCCAAAAUAGUGUUGUCUGUAUGGCUUCUCUCUGCCUCCAUCACCCUACCCCCACUGUUUGGAUGGGCUCAGAAUGUCAACGAUGACAAUGUGUGUCUGAUCAGCCAGGAUCUGGGCUACACUAUCUACUCCACCGCCGUGGCCUUCUACAUUCCCAUGUCCGUGAUGCUCAUUAUGUAUUACCGGAUAUACAGAGUGGCAAAGGUGAGUGCUGCCAAACACACAAUCGCUGGUUUUCCCAAAGCCGAAGACGAGGAGAGCGUGACCUGCGUGGCUGCGGUCCUAAAGCUGCAGAGGGAGGUGGAGGAGUGCGUGAGCUUUUCUCGCCUUCUCAGAAAUGACCGCAAAAAUAUCUCCAUCUUCAAAAGAGAGCAGAAGGCAGCGGCCACCCUCGGGAUUGUUGUGGGGGCUUUCGCCGUAUGCUGGCUGCCCUUCUUCCUGCUUUCUACGGCUCGGCCGUUCAUCUGUGGAGUGCAGUGUAGCUGCGUGCCUUUGUGGGUGGAGAGGACACUGCUUUGGCUGGGCUAUGCCAACUCGCUCAUCAACCCCUUCAUUUAUGCGUUCUUCAACAGAGACCUCAGGACCACCUACCAUAACCUCAUCCGCUGCCGCUAUCGGAACAUCAACCGCAAGCUUUCGGCGGCCAGCAUGCACGAGGCUUUGAAACUAGCCGAGAGACCUGACCUGGUGCUGUAGGCUGUCUGUACCCUUCAUGUCUCUCUAGGGACUGAUGCAGUCACAUGGAGGCCGAGACGUUUUUGAUGAAUUCCUUAUUGCUCUCGCAGAGGAGUCUUUCAGUCACUUCAAUUAAGUCAAAUUGCAGUGACUUUAAUUAAGUGAAAUUGGAACGAUUGUGAAGCUUCAUGAAAUGUUUUAUAAAGUGCUUUAUAAAUUAGAUCUUAUCGCUGUAAAACGUGCUUGAUGAAGGAGCAAGAUAGUAAUCGAUAUCAAAGUGCGAUGAAUACAGAGUAUCACGGUAUUCUUUGUUGUUUAUUUCUGUGCUUGUAAUAUAUGUGACCACAAAACCAGUCAAUUUUACAUGAGCUGAAAGCUAAUUGAAUAAGCUUUCCACUGAUUUAUUAGGACAAUAUUUGUCUGAGAUACAACUAUCAAAAGUCUGAGGGUGCAAAAAAUUGUUCAGAUUAAGUCCUUAACAAACCAUAUUACUAAUCAAAAGUUAAGUCUUAAUGUAUUAAUGGUAGGAUAUAAAAAUGUAUCUCCAUGCAACAUGAUCUUUACUUAAAUAUACUUUAAUAUGAAAAAUCAAUCAUUUUGACCCAUACAAUGCAUUGUUGGAUAUUAUUACAAAUAUACACCCAUGCUACUCAUGAUUGGUUUUGUGGUCUGGGGUCACAUCUAUGUUAUACUUCCUAAGAACCACAAACCCAUGACUGCAUGGAAGAAACAUUUUUUUAGUCGUGUAUGAAUUUCCUUAGUAAGUCUCAAAGUCAUAUUGGACCCCACUGACAUAAACCCAUAUAUACAUGAAUACAAAUAUCUAAAUUUGACAGGUUUUCAACAAUAAGAGUGUGAGAAAAUAAUGCCGAACUUUUUUGGGGUGAACAUUCUUUUUAAGUAUCUAAGUACCUACUAGAAUAAACUAUUCAGUUUAUGAUCAAUCAUAAAGAUUUUUUCAUUCCACUGUGUUGCAGUCCCGUCCCUUCCGCCUCCAAAUCACCAUCAGUGAUUGCCACUAACAACGUGACAGCAAGCUGAGACUGUCACACCAAUAAGUGUAUUAAUAGAAGCAAGGCAUUUAUUGUCUUCUAGCUGUGAGAAAGACAGGGGUGGGCAGGUGCCUUUAAUUUCUGUCAGCAUGCUUGGCCAACAGAUGGUAAACAAUACAUCAACAUGAACUUAGUGGCCCUGUGAAUUCAGUGCACUUCGAUACAAAACAUCUAUGUAUGAUUAAUAUUGUAAGAAAAAAGUGCUGAACAUAAAUGAUGAGUUGAGAUUAAAAUAGGUGGUUAAAAGUCAUGUGGUAACAAUUUAUUAGAUAAAUAUUAGAUUCGGGACAACUGAGAAAUCAUAGCAGACCGCUGUAAUUGUCGGUUAAGCUUUGUAUAAUAAAAAUGAGAUGAAGAACUAUUAAAAUUAAAUAAAACAUUAUAAUUAAUUGUAGAAAUAUUUCAAAACAUAUAAAGGUAAAUGCAGUGUAAAUCCAAAGGAGCACUGAUGUCAACACUGUGUUUCAUGGCCAAUAAGAAAAAAUAUAUAAUAUGAUAAAUAUAUAAUAUGAUAAACAUAUCAUAUAAAAAUAUAAUAGGUGAAAAGGUAAGCAGGUGAGCAAGAGUUGACAGCUAAUCAAAAAUAAAAUAAAUUAACAUGGACAAAUAAAUAAAAACUUGAAUAUUUACCAUUAUUAUUUAUUAUUUAUAUUUACUGUCCCUAUGCAUUCUUAAUAAUAAUAAUAAUAAUAAUAAUAAUAAUAAUAAUAAGCCUGAAAGAGAAAAGAAGGAAAUAUGUCAGUAAGAUGCUGGCUGGGGACAACAAAAACCUGCUGAGGUCAAUUAAUUAAAUCUAAUUAAUAAAAAAAUAGUUUGUGCUUUAGCAUCUGGACAUUUGGACUCCACAUUAAUCCACAUUAUGCUUUUUAUUAUUGGACUUAUACUCAUUGUAUAAGGAUUUGAAAGUAAUGCUUUAAAUGUAUCCAUGGUGAGGACACUGUCCUUUGUUCUAUACAGAAAGAAAAAAUGAACGGGGAUGUUAGGAGUUAUUAGCUAUCUAGGCCACAUUGCAAAAUCAAAGAAAAGCUUUUCCAAGUGUUUCAGAGAAUUUAUACAGGUCAAGAGGUUUUGUUCUCAUGUUACACCUGAACUGAACAUGAACGACUGUUCAGUAAAUUGUACCUCUUUCUGAAUGCUGCGACAUGCUGCCCUGCUGAGUCUUUCAGUCUUGUUUUUCUACCACAGCAUGAGGGCUGGUUCCUGUCCAUUACCCAGGGGGCUAUUUGGAAUCAAUGUACCUUCAAAUAUAUUCAGAUUUAAAGUUUCAAUGCAACAUCGGUGUACUUUAUUCACAGAGGACAUUUGUCAGUUUAAUAUUGUAAAUUGUGAGGUUAGAGACUGUAGCCCUGUAGUUUAACGUAUAGCAGAAUUUUAGAAUGUUAACUUUAGCUUUGAUAUGGUUUAUACUGAUGCCAUUGUUUUUCAUGCUCUCCAUGCAGUCCAGCAGAAUAAUCUAAAUAUCUGAAUAAUAACUGUGUUUGCAAGGCGGCACUGUCUUGAUAUUUGUUAUAGAUUUACGUUAGGGUUUGUUCCUUUUUUUACUGUGAUGUUCAUAAAAGUUUAGUCAAUUCAAACUCUAACUGCCAGCAAUUGGAAAACUGUUGUAUUUAACGCUUUUAACAAGUUUGCUGUCUUGCAAGCACUGGUAUUUGCUUUCGGAAAUGCAAUAUGCAGUUUAAGUGAACAUUAAAUGUAUGUUUUUUGACACAGUAAAGACGAUGUAUUA
This is a messenger RNA of Puntigrus tetrazona (Sumatra barb), 4182 nucleotides long. RefSeq names its product 5-hydroxytryptamine receptor 7. The transcript is spliced from 2 exons. Bases 145 to 1425 code for a protein of 426 amino acids. Gene Ontology annotation, molecular function: G protein-coupled serotonin receptor activity; neurotransmitter receptor activity. The record is from RefSeq and is a predicted model, not a curated record. Gene Ontology annotation, cellular component: dendrite; plasma membrane. Gene Ontology annotation, biological process: G protein-coupled receptor signaling pathway, coupled to cyclic nucleotide second messenger; vasoconstriction; smooth muscle contraction. NCBI's taxonomy places the organism in Eukaryota, Metazoa, Chordata, Actinopteri, Cypriniformes, Cyprinidae.